This is a messenger RNA of Lycium barbarum (goji berry), 1008 nucleotides long. Its product is annotated as COP9 signalosome complex subunit 8-like. The transcript has 3 exons. Gene Ontology annotation, cellular component: COP9 signalosome. NCBI's taxonomy places the organism in Eukaryota, Viridiplantae, Streptophyta, Magnoliopsida, Solanales, Solanaceae. Bases 504 to 734 code for a protein of 76 amino acids. Gene Ontology annotation, biological process: COP9 signalosome assembly; protein deneddylation. The record is from RefSeq and is a predicted model, not a curated record.
AAUGUAUUUUGUUGAAAGUUUUAUCAAGUAAGUUUCUACUUGAGUUGGCGGUUUGCAAGGGAUCAUCAUUCUUUUCUUGGGACUGUCAAAAGCCUAGAAGGGUUUGUUUUCUUUCUCAAGGCUAUAAAGAUAAGAGGGUUGAAUAUAUGAACAAGUAAGAACUGGGACUUGUAGACUAAGUGCCAAAGGAUUCUAACCUCUCUUCUGGAUUAAAAUUGAAUGUGGAUCAAGUACGUGUAAGGAUUGACACUAUAUUGCCAUUCUUGUGAAUUAGAAGAAUCCAUGAAUCUGCAUAAUAACAAAGUUGGGAUGCAGUCCAGGAUUAACUGUUGGAGUUUGACAAUGGCUUGAGACUGGAUUGGUGUUUUCUGAACUUAUCUUGAAGUCUAAUAGCCACUUUCGUAAACAACUUAAGUGGGCAAGGGAGAAUUGUUCUACUACGGUUCUGUAUGUCUUGGUAUUAGCAAUGGGCCAAUGACUGGUUUGAAUUAUAUAAAAAAAGGAUGUUUGAGCUCCUGCUUUCUGCUUAUUCAACCAUUAGCACACAAGAUGCAGCUCACUUCCUGGGAAUGAAUGAAAAUGAUGCUACAAACUAUGUGCUGCAACAGGGCUGGGUGUUGGAUUCAGCUUCUCAAAUGCUUACUGUGAAGAAGCAGGCAGUUGUAACAGAACAGAAGUUAGACCCCAGCAAAUUACAGCGCUUGACAGAAUAUGUGUUCCAUCUUGAGCACUAACCAGUUUGUUGGUUCCGGGAUUUCUAAAUCUGGUAGUCAUUAGGUGUUUUUGUUACUCUUAAGUGGUUGGAGAAAUUAGGUGGCAAAAUUUUAUAGCAACAGAUCUAAGCAUGGAUCCAAUGAUUAUUAUCUCUCUUGGUAACUACAUAGUACUACGAUGAAGUCGAGAAGAGAGCACAGUUCUUCGGAAACUUUCUUCGUUAAGGGGUAUUAGUUGAUAUUGAACAGUGUCAAACAGUCCUCUUUGAUUUAAUUUUUCAUUUUUUUCUCUUAA